AUAAAAAAGAGAUCUUUUUAUAAGAACUCUUCCAAGGAUUAUUUCGUUAUUAUUAUUUCUACAAUCUAAAGAGACAGAGCAAUGGGAAAAACAGAGCAAAAUUCAGUUCUUUUAGUCCCAAUUUUCUUCUUUUUAUUGACAAUAUCAUUGCCUGUCUCUGUUUAUGCCAAGAAACCAGUGGCGAUUCCUCGAAAAGAAGACAUUCCUUAUAUUAAAUGUCAAGUUUGUGAGAAGAUAGCAUCACAGUUGGUUCAACAAGUUCAAUCGAAACAAACCCAGAUCUCUCCCAAGAAGAUCUCAGAAUAUCAAAUCAUUGAGAUUGCGGAGAAUGUUUGCAAUUUGAAGAAAGAAGAAGCUGAUUGGAUUUUGAAGAUUGAUAUAGUUGAACAAGGGGAUAAAUUAGAGCUAGUGGAACAAAAUGCUGAAGGGAUUUGCAAUACAGAGUGUAAGACAAUUGAGAGAACUUGUCAAGAGGUUAUGGGGUAUUCUGAUACUGAUGUUGCUGAAUAUAUAUACACGUCGAAACCUGAUGUUGAGUCAUUGACGAAUUAUCUGUGUAAAGACUUAACUAAGGCAUGCAAAACCAAGCCUCCCCCACUACCAAAGGAUAGGACUCCGGGAGAACCUUUUGUACCGAAACCAACUAAAGAGGCUGAAAUGGAAAAGAUGUUACGAUCCAUGGAGGGUAUGCCAGGAGCACCCAACAUGCAAAUGUAUUCAAGGGAGGAGCUAAUGAACAUGAAGAAUUUCGGUGGAGAUGCCGACGAUGAUGAAGAUGAAGACGAGGACCAAUUUCCAUCGAAUUUGGGAAAAGUGUUGAGAGACAAAGAAAGUAAACAAACCGAUUGGAAACAAAAGAUCAUCAAAGGUGUAAAAGAUGCAGGUGAAACAUUGAAGAGACAUGCAACUAAGGUGUCUUUUAGGGUACAAAAAUGGUGGAAAGGAUUUAAAGCUGCUCAAUCAAAGUCCGGUAAGACAGAACUUUAAGACACCAACAAAAUCGUGAGUUCAAGGAAUACGAGUUGUUAGCAUGUUCUGUUUUCGUGUUUUCUUCCAUUGCAUUAAUAUGUUCGGAAGAAUUUGAUUACGUAGAAAGUCGAGUUCGAGGAAGGUUUACGAGUGUCUUUCCCCGUAUUUUGGGAAGUUUUGAUGAUUUCAUUUCAUCCAUUAGAACUCUGUGUUUAACUAGUGUCACCAAGUAGCAAAACUUCUUUUUUUGCUGAUUAUAAAUACACAAUCUGUUGGAACUC
This is a messenger RNA of Gossypium raimondii (Peruvian cotton), 1250 nucleotides long. RefSeq lists its product as uncharacterized. NCBI's taxonomy places the organism in Eukaryota, Viridiplantae, Streptophyta, Magnoliopsida, Malvales, Malvaceae. The record is from RefSeq and is a predicted model, not a curated record. Bases 82 to 987 code for a protein of 301 amino acids. The transcript is spliced from 7 exons.